UUUCGGAGACGUACUGACGGACAGUCAGUUUUCCCGGGUCCAGAAGGUGAUCUUCCAGUCUCAGAACCCAGACACUCCGGGCUUUGUGUACAAGCUAAGUGAGCGGGGUCCCUCAGCCGGGUCGUCCCGGGUGGCGUAUACUGUUUGGCCCCAAGUGUCAGUGGCACAAAUCAUAAACACUGCGCUUUCGGAAGCUUUUCCAUGAUGUAGUUACUCCCUGCGUGACCCUCCUGUAGGCUUACCGAAGCCGUGUGCGACCAGAAGCGCUGUGACAGGUGCGGACCUCAGUCCCAGCCUCCCUUGUGCCCAGGGCUUUCUGGGUUCGGGUUCCAGGCGAAGCCACCGAACAUCCGUACUUUUUCUACAGUGACUUCUUUUUGCCUUUAAGAUAAGUUCCAAGGCUUCCAACUGUUAUAUUCAGACGUUUCCACCAGUGCAACUACGGAUUUCCAGCAACCUUUUCCAAAUUCAGUGGAUGUCCCCGCGGUGAGGCGAGAGAACACCGAAUGGGGUGUCGAAAGCCUGGCUUCUAGUCCUGACUGCCGUGAACUAGCGGAGAAACAUGAGCCAGAAGAUGAUGAAGUUGGAGAAUUUGCUGCGAUUUCACACCCUUUGUAGACAGCUGCAUAGCCUAGGUCAAAGAAGAACGUUAGCACAGUGGAGGCAUGUGUUUUCAUCAGCUUACCCAGCAUGGGCAGCUCAGCAGCACGCCCGGCCCUGGCAGACAGACACGCUCCUCGGGACUGCUUUAUCUCAAUAUAGGCUUAUAGUAACAAAGAAGGAAGGAAGAUCACGGAAAUCUCAGUUAUCUUCACCAAAAUCUAAGAAGGAGGUGGAGGUAUGGCUUGGAAUGACUGUUGAGGAGCUGGCCAAAGCAAUGGAAAAGGAUGAAGAUUAUAUAUAUGAAGCUUUAAUGAACACUGCUAUCAACAUAGAUUCACUAGAAGCAGACUCACAUUUAGAUGAAGUCUGGAUCAAAGAAGUAAUAAAGAAGGCAGGGAUGAAGUUAAAAUGGAGCAAAUUAAAAAAGGACAAAGUCAGAGAAAAUAAAGAUGCUGUGAGAAGGCCCCAGGCAGAUCCAGCUUUAUUAACCCCAAGGUCCCCUGUUGUUACAAUAAUGGGUCAUGUUGAUCAUGGGAAAACGACGUUACUUGACAAACUGAGAAAAACUCAAGUUGCAGCAACGGAAGCUGGAGGCAUCACUCAGCACAUUGGUGCCUUUCUUGUCUCUCUACCUUCUGGGGAAAAGAUAACCUUUCUUGAUACUCCAGGACAUGCUGCUUUCUCAGCAAUGAGAGCCAGAGGCGCUCAGGUCACUGAUAUUGUCAUAUUGGUUGUAGCUGCAGAUGAUGGAGUAAUGAAACAAACUGUAGAAUCUAUUCAGCAUGCCAAAGAUGCUCAAGUACCUAUUGUCCUUGCCAUAAACAAAUGUGACAAAGCUGAGGCUGAUCCUGAAAAAGUAAAAAAAGAACUGCUAGCUUAUGACGUGGUGUGUGAAGAUUAUGGAGGUGACGUACAAGCAGUGCAUGUCUCUGCCCUAACGGGUGAUAAUUUGAUGGCUUUGGCAGAGGCAACAGUUACUCUUGCAGAAAUGUUAGAAUUGAAAGCGGACCCCACUGGUCCAGUGGAAGGUACAGUAAUAGAAUCUUUCACAGACAAAGGAAGAGGUCCUGUUACUACAGCAAUAAUUCAAAGAGGAACUUUGAGAAAAGGCUCGAUUCUGGUUGCUGGAAAGAGUUGGGCAAAAGUGCGCUUAAUGUUUGAUGAAAAUGGAAAAACAAUUAAUGAGGCCUGUCCCAGCAUCCCAGUGGGAAUUAUAGGCUGGAGAGACCUCCCUUCUGCGGGAGAUGAAAUUCUUGAAGUAGAAUCUGAGUCAAGGGCACGUGAAGUUGUUGAGUGGAGGAAAUAUGAGCAGGAAGAGGAGAAAAAUAAAGAGGAUCUAAAAAUAAUAGAAGAAAAACGAAAGGAACACCAAGAAGCACAUCGGAAAGCCCGUGAGAAGUAUGGCACUUUGCACUGGAAGCAGAGAUCAUAUAUAAAUUACCAAGAAAAAAAAGAACAAACUAUCUUGAAGCCGAAAGAGAAAGUGGAAAGAGACUUAAAUAUACUUCCUAUAAUUAUUAAAGGUGAUGUUGAUGGUUCUGUUGAGGCCAUUUUGAACGUUAUGGAUACCUAUGACGCUUCACAUGAGUGUGAACUUGAAUUAGUACAUUUUGGUGUGGGUGAUAUUAGUGAAAAUGAUGUUAACCUUGCUGAAACAUUUCAUGGUGUUAUAUAUGGCUUCAAUGUGAACGCAGGCAAUGCUAUCCAGCAGUCAGCUGCAAAGAAAGGAGUAAAAAUUAAACUUCACAAAAUCAUUUACCGUCUUGUUGAAGAUUUGCAGGAAGAACUGAGCAGCAGGUUGCCCUGCACUGUGGAAGAGCAUACAAUAGGUGAGGCUUCUAUACUAGCUACCUUCUCCAUAACAGAAGGGAAGAAAAAAGUUCCUGUGGCUGGCUGCAGAGUCCAAAAGGGACAAUUGGAAAAGCAAAAAAAAUUUAAGUUAAUCCGUAACGGACAUGUUAUCUGGAAGGGCUUAUUAACCUCGCUGAAACACCAUAAAGACGACGUUUCAGUCAUCAGAACUGGAAUGGAUUGUGGUCUCAGCUUAGAUGAAGAAAGGAUAGAAUUUAAAGUGGGAGAUGAAAUUGUUUGUUAUGAGGAAAAGGAAGUUUUAGCCAAGACUUCUUGGGACCCUGGAUUUUAAAAUUGUAUUAAAAAUGUAAAGAUUAAAUAA
Messenger RNA from Pteronotus mesoamericanus, 2776 nucleotides. RefSeq names its product mitochondrial translational initiation factor 2 (gene MTIF2). Gene Ontology annotation, biological process: translational initiation. Bases 563 to 2746 code for a protein of 727 amino acids. Gene Ontology annotation, molecular function: translation initiation factor activity; GTPase activity; GTP binding. Gene Ontology annotation, cellular component: cytoplasm. Lineage: Eukaryota; Metazoa; Chordata; Mammalia; Chiroptera; Mormoopidae. The transcript is spliced from 14 exons. The record is from RefSeq and is a predicted model, not a curated record.